GCAUUCUCAGCAAUGCUAGCUGGUGUGGUAGUACUAUGACUCAGUGGCAGCAGCAGCAGCAGCAGCAGUGGUAAAACAACCUUAGUUUUAAACUAUGGACUUUUAGGAAGAUUUAGUGCUAGUGCAAAACAAGCUGUGUGUGGGAGGAAAUUAGGCUAUAUAUAUAAAAAUAUAUAUAGUCAUAUGAAAGCCCAUCAACAGAGUUCAGCCACUGGAGUCUAACCUUUUUGUUUUGGGUGACUGAAAUUCAUUUGAUAGAGCUUUGUAACAUUUAAAAAAAAAAGAUAAAGAAAAAGAAGACGACUUUUCUGUUUCUAAGUUAGAAGGAAGCUGGACUUUAACUGCAGAAUGAGGAGGCUGCUGUGCUUUACCCCCAGGUGCCUCUGGAGUUCCAUGCCAGCACUCUUUGCUUUAACCCUCGCCCUGCUUUCUUGCUGUUGGGCCACAGAGUAUGAGUACCUCAGCUGGCAGUCUGACCUGUACACCGGUGGGCGCAUCUAUGGCAAGCAGCCGCAGUGCGUGGACAUCCCAGACGACCUGAGGCUGUGCCACAAUGUGGGCUACCAGCAAAUGUUGCUGCCCAACCUUCUGGAGCACGAGACCAUGGCUGAGGUGAGGCAGCAGGCAGGCAGCUGGGUGCCCCUGGUCCACAAGAACUGCCACCCGGGCACCCAGGUGUUCCUGUGCUCCUUGUUUGCGCCAGUCUGCCUGGACCGGCCCAUCUACCCGUGCCGCUGGCUGUGCGAGGCAGUGCGAGACGGGUGCACCCCCAUUAUGGAGGCGUUUGGCUUCCCCUGGCCCGAGAUGCUCACUUGUGAGAAGUUCCCACAGGAUGAUGUCUGCAUCGCCAUGAGCCCUGCUAAUGCCACGGAGACCACCAAGACGCAAGACUCUGGCAUCUGCCCGCCAUGUGACAACGAAAUGCAAACAGACGUCAUCCUGGAGCACAUGUGUGCCAGCGAGUUCGCCAUCAAGACAAAAAUCAAGGAGGUGAAGAGGGAAAACUCGGACCGGAAAGUGAUCCUGCAGAAGAAGAAGAAAGCCUUGAAGCUGGGAAGCCUCAAGAAGAAGGAUAUGAAGAAGCUGGUGCUGUAUCUGAAGAACGGAGCAGACUGCCCCUGCCAGCAGCUGGACAACCUGGGCAACAUGUACCUCAUCAUGGGCCGCAAAGUGGACAAGCAGUACCUGCUAACAGGCAUCCACAAGUGGGACAAGUCCAGCAAGGAGUUUAAAAAGGCCAUGAAGAAAGUCAAGAGCCAUAAGUGCCCAGCCUUUGAGACUGUCUUCAAAUGAUCUGCAAUGCAUUUGCCUUUGCAUCUCAUGAACUUGCACAAAAACCCCUAACUUUUAUAUAUAUAUAUAUAUAU
Messenger RNA from Polyodon spathula (Mississippi paddlefish), 1367 nucleotides. RefSeq names its product secreted frizzled-related protein 1-like. The transcript is spliced from 3 exons. The record is from RefSeq and is a predicted model, not a curated record. Gene Ontology annotation, molecular function: Wnt-protein binding. Gene Ontology annotation, biological process: non-canonical Wnt signaling pathway; canonical Wnt signaling pathway; negative regulation of canonical Wnt signaling pathway. Bases 349 to 1293 code for a protein of 314 amino acids. Lineage: Eukaryota; Metazoa; Chordata; Actinopteri; Acipenseriformes; Polyodontidae.